AUGGACACGAUUUUGCAAACAGCGGUUUUGCUGGGCUUUGAUCGUGCACUGCCAACAGAGUUGUGCGGCGAAAUCGAUGCUACGUGUUUGAUCAAUGCUAGGCUCAUUUUGGGUGGACGUCAUGAGGAGGUAAUUCAGGAGCUAUUGAAAGCUACCGGGCUAAUCGGGAAUUGCAGCUUCAAAGACCCCCAGGAUCUGCAUACGCGGCUAAAAAACCAGCUGUCGAGCUCAUUACAAGGCCGCCCAAACCUCGCUCUUCUACUCGCAAUCGCACUGCUACAGUCGUUCAUACAGAGCAACUUUACGGGUCCCGCCGCUGCGCAAUCGGGGUCCGACGUUCUUGCCUGUAUCGACGAGCAGAAGGACAAUCUACACCGGUUUUCCAUCUCGCUGCUCAGUGUUUUGGGCCAAUCUGCUUAUGGGCUGUGCGAUGACGCCAUUUACUUGGUGAUGAGUCUAAUACUGCUCGAGCAAAUCUCGCAGCAGCCGUCUUUGUUCGGGGCCGAUUUCCAGGAAACGGCUGUUGUGGAAAUUUCCCCAUCUGAGACACCUGCCAUCGUGGCCUGUGCUCACUGGUGGCGUGCAAGAGCAAUCAUGGUGCAAAUGUCACUCCUACCGGAACCCACAGGGCCUCAUCCAAUUGUGGCAUCGUCGGUUUUCAACAGCAUAGAUCUAGUGUAUGCCAUUACCAAAGAAAUCCCACCGCAUCUAAAAGCCGGCCUUGAAAAAGAAUUGGGAUUGAGUUUUUACCUUGAAAAUGUCAAAUGCUCCUUGGCCGCGAAUACAGAACAUUUGUGUCUGCCUUCCUUGACAAAGGCUCAGAAGUUAACAGAGUUCCAAUUUGUGCUAACCGGCGCUCGGGCUAAGAGAACCAAAUAUCAAAACGAAUUUCGUUCUGGCUUGAUUAUUAUGGCCCAAUCUCUGCAAACCGCCUCGGAUCUUUCUGAUGAGCUCCCAAAUGGGGCUCCCGAGAGUCUUGCGUUAGAGUCUGAUCACUUACUAGAAAGGCCGAUUUUCGAAUCCAUUGGAAAUGAACCUUUGGACGAACAAAUAGUAAAAAGACCGAAGAAAGACCAGGAAUACGGACUUGACGAAGAAAGACUUCUACCAAUAGCUGUAAGACAAGAAGACAUUCCAGUCGUUUUGCGCGAGCUAGACCCCAAUGAUCAACCUCCUUUAUCUGAUGAUGACAAUGUGCAGCUUCUUCUUCGUAUGCAAGUAAUCCGCCAGACUAGUCCGGCCCAGAACUCUAUGGUGGAACAGGAGCUGGGCGCGAUUGUAAACCGCGUUCUAUACCAAUCGGGACAAAAAAAUUGGACAGUAUUCUCCAGAGCCUUGUGGGAGAGAUCACUUGUUGAAACCACGAAGGCCAAAACCAUCGAGAGAGGUCUAUUACAAAUGCAAUCCUUGGUUGAAGAACUGGGACUCAAGAUCAAAUCUCGCAUGCUCCCUCAAGACAGCAGUGAUGAUCAGACAAAUAACAUCGAGAGACUGAAGUAUGUGCAUAAAUUACCUUUCGUUCCUCGUUGGGCAAUGGAUGCCAAACUGGCAGAGAAGUACAUGUCUUUAGGUGUCCUCAAAUCAGCCGUGGAGAUUUAUGAGAGACUGUCAAUGGUAUGUGAAGCUGCUCUGUGUCAUGCAGCUGUCGGUGAUGAGAAGACCGCAGAGAAAAUUCUGAUUGAGAGAAUCGAGGAAAAUCCAAAUGAUGCGAGAGCUCUAUCUAUCUUGGGAGACAUCAGACAGGAUCCUAAUCUGUGGUUGAAGAGUUGGGAAAUUGGUAAACAUGUCAAUGCUAAAAACUCCUUGGCAAGAUACUACUACAACCCACCAACGUCAUCUGGUUUGAAAAAAGACACAGCUGCAUGUUUGAAGCAUUUGAACGAAUCUUUGCGUUUAUAUCCGCUUGCUUUCGACACUUGGUAUUUCUAUGGAUGUGUCGCUUUGGAAUGUGGUCAAAUGGACAUCGCAGCCGAAGCAUUCACAAGAUGUGUAUCUUUAGACGCUACUCACUCAAUAUCCUGGUCCAAUCUGAGUGCUGCUUUCAUGGAACAGGGCAAGCUUAAGGAAGCUCACAGUUGUCUUAGCAAGGCGAUAAGUUCAGAUUCACCCAACAACUGGAGAAUCUGGGACAACUAUAUGUUAGUUUCGAUGAAGCUUAAUUUGUGGCCAGACGUUCUCAUGGCUUGUCGUAAGCUCGUCGAAGUACGAAAGGAUAAGAUGGGAGAGUUUUCCAUUGAUAUGCCCGUUGUCGAGAAGUUGGUAGAGUUGUUGGUGACCUCGGACUUUCCGGUUGAUGAAAGUCAAAGAUUGACACAUUUCCAGUCUUCUUGUAUGGAGUUUAUAUGCGAUACUUUGCCCAGCGUCGUAACAACAAAUUCUAAAUGUUGGAAACAAGUCGCCAAGGUUGAGAUGUGGAGAAAGAAACCAUGGGCAUCCUUAGAGUGCUACGAAAAAGAAUAUCGCGCCAUGUCGCAUAAUCCUGACCUUGAGUUCGAUGAGCGAGUCUGGAAUGACACCGUGGAGGCCUGUGACGACUUGAUCGCGGCAUAUGAGUCUUUGGGAGAGAUGGAGGGCAAGCACGGGCCGGGCAGUCUGGUGUGCAAAGACUGGAAAUACAAAGCAAGAUCUACCAUAAAGUCGCUAAUGAGCAGGGGGAGAAACAACUGGCAAGACUCUGAAGGUUGGGAAAAACUGGUAGAAUUAAGAAAUAAUCUAUAG
Lachancea meyersii CBS 8951 is the source of this 2718-nucleotide messenger RNA. The record is from the annotation of a GenBank genome assembly. Lineage: Eukaryota; Fungi; Ascomycota; Saccharomycetes; Saccharomycetales; Saccharomycetaceae.